AUGAUGGACGAAUCGAGCCGGUCUUUUCCGCGUGGAGCGGGGAUAAUGGGGCCCCGCGUGUUCCUCUGCGCCGUGAUUCUUUUGCUUCUUCCGCUUAUUCCGCGCGUGGGCGCAGUGCCUAUGAGCGCAAGCACAAUCGACACUCUACUGAUCAUCAAGUCAUCGCUGGGCGUCACUCUCACCACGUGGGCAGCGGGCAACACGGCCUGCACUGUCACAAGCCAGACACAACAAGCCGGGGACUGGACGGGCGUGAUCUGCUCAACCACGGGGGAAGUGCGCCAGAUCGACCUGGAGAAUCAGAAGCUGACAGGAAGCAUCCCAAAAGAAAUCUCCAAGCUCACUGCGCUCAAUCACAUAGGGCUGGGCACCAACCUCUUAGUGCAGCGGCUCGCCGCGUUCACGUCCAACCUGCUGCCGCUCACCACCCUUGCGGACCUGCAUAUUCACCAGAACUGGCUGUAUGGCACCAUACCCACUGCCCUCAUUGCCCUUCCCAACCUCUACUGGAUCAAGUUCUUCCGCAACUACCUCACCGGAACCUUCCCAGCCCCGGGCCCGGCCCUCAAAUACAUCGACCUGCAGCACAACUUCCUCUCAGGCUCCUUCCCCCCCCACUCCGCCACUUACUGCACCGCCACCAGCAACUGUUUCUCCCAGGCUUCCAACUGCGUGUCCACCGCCACCACCCAGCGCACCCCUGCUGCGUGCUCCAUCUGCAACGUCACCAUGGCAGCGGAUCCAGCAGGUACAGGCUGGGUGGUACCUGCACCGGGGUCCUCCCAGGUGCUAUGCGGGGGAGGCUCAUGUGCUCCGAACGCCUCGGUCCCUUUCAGCAAGGGCACGCCGUACACCUCCUCGUCUCCGCUGCUCCCGAUGUUCUGCGCUCUCAUCGGCAUGGCCUCGGGAUCAUCUCAGGCCAUGCUGGCUCUGAAGUCGUCCCUGGGAGUGACUCUCUCCUCAUGGGCCUCCGUUCCUACUGCGACCGUUAUGGGGGUGGUUUCAACGUCUGCCUCCUUUCCCACUGCCUCCUCGCCUUCACUGGCGUAUCUCUGCUCGGUGGCUGGGGCCUUGGCGGCUCCUAUACCUGCGUCUGCUGCUGCGAGUGCAUGGAAGGGCGUCGAGUGUAAUGCAGCUGGUGCUGUCGUGAAGAUCAAUCUCAAUCGCCAGGGCCUUAUCGGGACUGUCCAUUCGAGCAUCUCCAAAUUGACGGGGCUUACAUACAUGGACCUUGGUUACAACCUCUUUCAGGCGCGUCUCCUCACUUUCGUCUCGACCCUCACAGCCUUGUCGUCCCUCAAAGACCUGUUCCUUCACUAUAACUGGUUCAUCGGCUCUAUCCCAUCGUCACUCUUUGCCCUACCGUCACUCACAGGCCUAGGCCUCUUCUCCAACUAUCUCACAGGCACCAUCCCUCCCAUCCCCUCAUCCCUCGUGGGCCUAGAUGUUGCCCACAACUUCCUCUCAGGCUCCCUCCCUCCUCACUCCCUCAAAUUCUGCGCCGCCGAGAACAACUGCUUCUCCUCCUCCUCCCCCUCCUCCUCGUGCAAUUUCUACGGAACGAAGCAGAGGGCGGCAGCGGAGUGCACAGUGUGUGGGAUGGGUGAUGCGGCAGCAGGGAAUGUGUGCUGGGACGGUGUGUGCACAGCAGACGCUGCAGCAGUGGCGUCUCAAGGCAUUCCCAACGGGCCCACACGGCCCACUCUUGCCAUGUCUUGCGUAG
Molecule: messenger RNA, 1723 nt
Organism: Closterium sp. Naga37s-1
Lineage: Eukaryota; Viridiplantae; Streptophyta; Zygnematophyceae; Desmidiales; Closteriaceae
Source: the annotation of a GenBank genome assembly